AUGACUUCUCUCUAGCUACAUAAACAAAAUGAAAGCGAAGAGAUCUAGCUUCAGGAAUCGUAAUCUGAAUAAUAAUAAUAAACAUUUACUAAAUAAAGUAAGCAAAACUCCUAAGAAUAAGAAAGUCUUUCAACUAAAACUAUAGUAGUCUAAGUAGAUUCCUCUGUUUCCUAAAACCUUGAAGAUCUUCCUAUUAUCAAGAAAUAAUAGAAUACUUAAGAGAACUAAAUAUUGGAACAAAGUAUAAUUGUUGAGAAACUUGAUAAUCCUUAAUUACAAACUUUAAACUAAAAUAUGAUCUAAGAAAAAGAAAGUUAGUAAAUUAUCGGGAAAGAUAAUGUACAUUCUCCAAAUUAAUAAGAAAAUUAAGAGCAAGCUCAUAAAGAUGAGAAGGAUUUUUAAUAAAAUUCUUAAGACCUUGAAUCAUAAAGCUAAAGUAUACAAAAAAAUAAUUCUUUGAAUGAAAAAACAAAUAAAAGAAGAAAUGUGAUCAUCUUAAGCGUAAUUUUUGCUGGCCUUCUAGUUAUAGCUCUAUCACUCUACUUUGCUCUUAAACCCGGAGAAGAAAAUGACAAUUCGAGUGCUGAAAAAAGUCCUUAUGUUAUUUAGAGGAAAUUUGUGACGUCAAAAUAAUAAAAUUACAGACUCGAGUUACUUACUACGCACAAUCACAAACGCAAUGAUUCUAGUAAUUACACUAGAGAAAUUGUAAUUGAAUACUUAUUUAGUAUGCUUAUUUAAAAUCAAACAGAUGACUAAAUAUAAAUACUUGCUUUUGUUGAUUAGACUAAACAAUAUGAAGUGGGAAAGCAAGAUGAUGUAGUGAUACUUCCUGGGGCGAGAAAUUUCAUAGAUUUAAAUGACUCAAAUAACUUAACUUAAACUCCAAAUUAAAAAAAUUCUACUGAAAAUCAAUCAACAAAUUAAUCCCCAAACAUAAAUUCAACAUCUGAUUAAGAUUAAGAAUUUCCAUUUUCAGAUGACGACAUUCAAUUAAGCAGAGCUGAAAUUAUUUAAUUUAACGUUACGAAGGGUGGAGUGAUAAAAGACAUUGCUUUUCCUAUCAAUGUAAAUGAGACAUUUCUAUUCAGUCUUCCCGCUUUCCUUACUACUCUUCUACCAAAUCUUUAGAAAUCUAAUUACGAUAUAAUUGACCCAAAAGGAGUAAAAAAUGUAACCAAAUAAGCUAAUUUUACCUAAAAAAAUGUACAUGGAACAUACAAAAUGUCAGUGAUGUAAAGUCAUAAAUCAGCUACAGGAGAUGUAACAUUAGUCUAAUAAUUUACUUAGAAAACUAAUGAUGACUAUAAAUAAGUUACAUAGUAGUAAAGUAACAUCACUUUUAACAAUUAAGGUUACUUAGUUAAAGGUCGUGUUGAGUCAGCUUAUAAAAUAAUUUCUUUUCUCUCCAAGGAUAAUUCAACUGAAGAUGUCUUAAAAAACUAGAAAAUAACUUAAAAAUUUAAUGUGACUUUCAUCAACGAAACUAAUAUUUCUAAUAAUGAAAAAACUCAUAUCAAUAACGUUUUUAAUAUGAUGAGUACAGUAUAAUAUAAUUGGACAUAUUACCUCGAAUUUAUAGAAAACCUUAAAAAGACUGAUAUUUAGCUUGAUAGUACUAUUAUAACAUCUAAUCAAACUGAAAAACCUCUUGUAGACUUAAAUUAAAAAGUUAACAUAAGCUCACCCUCAACAAGAAUGCUCACUCAAAACAAUAAUUUAUUAGAUAAUUUGCAAGUAAAGCUAUUUGAAAAGGACAUUUUAACAAUAAAGAUGAGAUCUUUUAUUUCAUUUAAGUGCGAUAAAUAAUAAGAUAGCUCCUCAAAUGAUUAGUGUUAAACACAAGUGUUCCUUCAAUUUUUAGGUUUAAAUAUUCCUGUUUCACCUAUACAAAAAGUGAAAUUUCCUUUGACCAAAUUUAAAAAUGAAGUUAAUUGGCUUAAAAAGAACUUAUUGCUUGCAGUGAGCAAAAUAAAAAACAAUGUAAUUGAUGUGGUCAAACAAGUGAAAUCCUAAAUUGAUGCAAAAUUUAAUUUGACACAAAAUUUAUUUUCUAAUUUAUCUAAUCCAAUUUUGAAUGAUGUCUAAAAAUACGCAUCAGUCAUCACUUCUUCUAUUUCUGUGAAUUUGUUAGAUAAGCUCUAAAAGCUAUAAUUGUAAUACACUUAAAUUUUGAAUUCAACUUAAUAAAAAUUGGGCGCUAUUCAAAAUAUUACUUCUUAAGUAGCUUAAGUCUAUAUUUCAACAUUGUAAAACAAUUUGCCAAAAAUUUAAUAAAGCCUUAUUGAAUAGAGUUAGAAAAUAAAUUAAAUUUACCAAAACAAAACAAAUUUAAUUUACAAAGAUGGCCAAAUUGCUAUUUAAAAAGUUUAGUAAACUUUAAAACAGGCAUAUGAUCUUAUUCAAGAUAAAAUAAAUAUUUAAAUACAAUAGAAUUUAACUAAAUUUGUAUAAAGUCAAUAAAUCAAAGAAAAUCCAUAGAUUAAGAGUGUAUUGGAAUUAAAAACUUCACAAAAUAUAUUGAACCAGAUAAAUGAAAAUUAAAAAGCUGCAUAGGAUUUGUACAACAGCUUUAAUUCAUUAACUAGUUUAGACUCUCUCUAUACUUUGAUUGCAAGUAACUUUACGUCAUGUGCUGAUAGUAUUAAUCAAGAUAUAACUACUAAAUUGGCUAAUAUAACUGACAUAUUUUCAAACAUAGCUUAAUAAUCAAUGCUUAGCUUUAAAGAUACAAUUACCACUUUAAAAAAUAAGACUUAUGACUUCUCUUCUAAUUUAACUUAGCAAAUUCAAGAUGGAGUUGAUAAUUUGUUUAGCACAGUUAUCAGCUAUGACAAAAAAAUAAUGGAUUAAUCUGAGUAAGCUCUUUAAAUGCUUUCAGCUGACUUUAGCUAAUCGAAUUUCAUAGAUCAAGUUAAAAAACAAAUGGGAAAACAGUCAUAAAUCUUAACUGAUGACAUUAGCGAUUUGUCUUUAAAAUCUUUAAAUUUAACAAAUUUGUAAGAUGGAAAUAUCUUUGACUUUCCUGUAAAUUCUUACAUAAAUGGAAUUAAAGAUGCUAUUAACAACGGAACUGACACUAUAAAGAAUACAAUAAAUUCUGUGAAAAAUGUCUAGAACUCUUUUAAUGAUUUGUCAAAUCAAUUAAGUCAAAUUCAUUAAGUUGCUUUAAAUUUCAGCUAAUUCGAAAACUAAUUUCUCAACAUUAACAAGAAUUUCGAAGACAUAGUUGGCUAAAUUGAUCUAUAAAAUUUAUUCUAAACAAUUACUGAAGAUUUAAAAUAAGAUUUGAUUAAUUUUGUAAAAUCUCAAAUCCUUGAAAAGAUUUAAAAAUAAGCUAUUGAUUAAAUUAAAGAUAAAUUUUAAAAUUUAGGUAAUGAACUUCUAAAAACAAACUUAAAGAAUGCAAUUGCAAAACUAGAAAAUGUGAACAAACUCUUUGAAUCUGCGAUCACUAAAAUUUCCUCAAAAUUUUAAAUUAAGAAAGAACAAAAGGUUUUGUUUGAUGAAAAAAUGAAAUUUCCUUAAUAUCCAUAACCUUAUUAUAUCCCUACACCAAUUGGCAUUCCACUUGUCUUGCAAUAUUACUUUUAAUUCAGUGCUUAAAUAUUUACUUUCAUUGACAUUUAAGCUACAUCAAUAAAUGCUGGGUUUGGUGUAUCAGCAAAUGCAGAGUUUGAUGCAAGUGCUGCACUUUCAGUAUUAAUAGCUGAAAUAGGAGCAUAUGCUUAAGGAACACUUGUUUCAGUUGAUCUGUAAGGUCUAUUGAGUAUAUAGCUUCUACAAAAACAAAACCUCUAAUUCAUAGUUGAUGCUACAUUUAAAGCUUUUAAUUUAAAAGCUUCAAUUUAUAUUUCAUACAUUAAAAUAAAAUUAAAGAAGGUAUGCUUAUUUUAAAGAAGAAUGUUGGGCUGGGGUUUUGGGUCUAUUUUUUCAGGUAUCAGUAGAAUUGGUAGAGCGAUAUCUAAAUUGGGUUAACAAGCUGGUCACUUUGUAAAACGUGUUGCUAAAUUUGUUAAAAAAUAUGCUUGUAUUUAUGUUCCUUAAAUUUCUAAAUCUGAUAAGAUUGAUAUCUUACCAGCUUUAAAUAUAAAAGGGUCAUAAACUUAGGUCUAAUUAGUUAAUAUAAAUGUUGGUUGA
Tetrahymena thermophila SB210 is the source of this 4140-nucleotide messenger RNA. RefSeq names its product transmembrane protein, putative. The record is from RefSeq and is a predicted model, not a curated record. The transcript has 16 exons. NCBI's taxonomy places the organism in Eukaryota, Ciliophora, Oligohymenophorea, Hymenostomatida, Tetrahymenidae.